AUGUUGGCUAAGCAAUUCACGGAUGAGGAGAUCCUUGAAGCCUUCAAUCAAAUGAAUCCUCGUAAAGCCCCUGGGAUUGAUGGCCUUUUGGAUGGCAACAAGGGCAACUUUUGUCUUAAUGAUACGAUUAUCGUCCUUAUCCCUAAGAUUAAGGAUCCUAUUUACAUGACUAACUUUCGUCCUAUUAGCUUGUGCAAGGUGAUUUGCAAAAUUAUUUCUAAGGCAUUAGCAAAUCGUCUAAAGGCUGCCCUUCCACUUUGCAUUAUUCAAAACCAAAGUGCUUUUGUUCUAGGUCGUAUGAUUCAUGACAACAUUCUUAUUGCCCAUGAGCUGAUGCACUAUUUACAAAGCGCGAAGAAUGGUCCAAAUAAAGACUUUGUCAUUAAGCUUGAUAUGAGCAAGGCUUAUGAUCGUGUUCAGUGGAAUUUUCUCGAGAAAUUCAUGAAGAACUUGGGCUUUGAAGAUGCUUGGGUCGAUAAAAUUAUGCGUUGUGUUUGGUCGGUGAAAUAUGUGGUUAAAUGUAAUACGAUUCUAUCGGAGGUUAUUGCUCCCGAGCGAGAGGAGAUGCAAUCUAAAAUCUAUCGGGUGUGGUGGACAUGCAAAGACAAAGGAAGAGGGUGGGCAAUGCUUGCAUGGGACAAAGUUUGCUUCCCCAAGGGCAUGGGAGGGCUUGGCUUUAGAGACCUUCGGCUUUUUAACCUCGCUCUCACCAUCAAAGACACGUUGUGCUAUCACGUGCUCAGCUCGAAAUAUUUCCCUGGUGGUGGCCUCAUCCACCCCAAAAAAGUUGACAAACCGUUUUACACACGGACUAGUAUUGCUACUGCUGCUAAGGCCCUCGAAAAUGGCUUCGGUUGGCAAGUUGGUGAUAGGAACAAUAUUGAUAUUUGCAAAGAAAAUUGGGGCUUUGAAGGUUUAAACGGUGACUCACUAUGCUGCACUAUUCUGAAUUUUCAUAAAAGAAAAGUGCACGAUUUAUGGGUUAAUAAUCGUACGAGCUGGAAUAAAAAUAGGGUGCAUGAAAUUUAUGGCUGCAUUAUGAGGGAUCGUAUUUGUAAUUUACCUAUUCUAUCCAAUGGCCCGAACGACAGCAUGGUUUGGUCCAUAACCCUCAUGGCUUCUACAUCUCUAAGUCAGCCUAUUCGUGGCUUCUUCUUAAGCAGGCAGGUUUUUGCUUGGCAUAUGGGACAUGAGCUUCUCCCUACGAAUGCAAAGAUCUCCUCUAUUCGACAGAACUUUAGGAGGGAUUGCCCUAGGUGUGGUGCAAGUGUUGAAACCCUUAUCCACGCCCUUAAAGAUUGUCCAAUUGCUCGAGCCAUUAUUACCCUCGGUGGACUUGAUGGUAGGCUUCUCAACAAAGACUACUCAUGCUGCAUUGACUGGAUCGAAGAUGCUAUGCGUUUAUUGGAUAAGAAAGCUAUUGUAGAUUUUAUAACAACGUUGUGGAAUAGUUGGAACAACCGAAACAAUUAUGUUUUUUGUGGUAAGAAGGAAGAAGCACAGUGGGAUAGUGAAGAUGAACUUUAUGCUAUUGUUUCCAAAGAUAAAAAUAGGUUUGGUGUGAUUGUACGUAACUCCGAUCCCUUCGUUAUUGGUGGGGGCUAUGGUUUCAAAGAUGAGAAGAUGAUGGCAAAUUGGGCAGAGCUUUAUGCAGUCGAAGAAAGCCUUAAGAUUGCGCGCUCCCUUAACAUUGCAAAUGCCAUCUUCGAAACUGAUUGUACUAGCCUCACGAACAGGAUUAAGAAACGAAUGGAGGAUAUUACAAUCAUUGGUCAUUGUAUUAAUGAGUCUUUUAAAACCACGGAGAUGUUAAAUAAUGUUGUUGUUAAUUGGGUCAACCGAAGUUCUAAUAAGGUUGCGAACUUCAUGUGA
Gossypium raimondii (Peruvian cotton) is the source of this 1872-nucleotide messenger RNA. RefSeq lists its product as uncharacterized. The record is from RefSeq and is a predicted model, not a curated record. The coding region runs from base 1 to 1872 and encodes 623 amino acids. Gene Ontology annotation, molecular function: RNA-DNA hybrid ribonuclease activity; nucleic acid binding. The transcript is spliced from 5 exons. NCBI's taxonomy places the organism in Eukaryota, Viridiplantae, Streptophyta, Magnoliopsida, Malvales, Malvaceae.